AUGAAAUUUGCAUUGGUAAUACUUUACACCAUCUCUUUUGUUUGCGAAGGUGCUAUUUCAGUAAAUUCCACAUUUGAAAAGGGCAUUCGAAAGUUCUACAAUACGGCUGACCAUAGCCAAGGUUUUCCCAUUUGUGGAAAUUGUACAAACAUAAAAAACGUGCAUAUAAGUACAGGAUUUACGUGCCACUUCGAAGAUGAAAGACAGGUGGAAAAUAAGUUUGGCGAGACAGAUGAUAAAUAUGCGCCUUGUGUGCCAAAGGAUUACGUUAUCAAUGGGGAAGUUAAAAACUAUUGCUGCUUUUGGUCGCCGACAUCGGGAUGUUCAGCUCUCAUCGGAAGGCUUCUGUUCGAUAAAAGCUCCGAUUAUUGCGAUACUUGCAAAGGAUCUUGUUCCGGAUUGAAAUAUUCCGACGACUCAGUCGGAAGCAAUAGGAUUCCGGAAUAUGGAUUCAUAAUGGCACUGUUGUUUUGUGAACUGUGGAUUUGAUAGGAUAGGGAUCACUACAAUCAUACUCAAAUAUUGUGCCAAAAAAGAACUUAAAAAUAAAUCAAUUUCUUUUAGUAAUUUGGAAACCAAAAAAUCGCUUCAAAUCAUACUAAUAUGAAUUUAAAAAAUUGCCAAGCAUGUUAGGCGAAGAUCAAAUUGUCAAAUGAACGGAAACAGACAUUUUUUUUAAAUAAUUGACUCUGUUUAUUAUAUAAAUUAUGAAAUG
Messenger RNA from Drosophila melanogaster (fruit fly), 715 nucleotides. RefSeq lists its product as uncharacterized. The transcript has 3 exons. The record is from RefSeq and is marked reviewed. NCBI's taxonomy places the organism in Eukaryota, Metazoa, Arthropoda, Insecta, Diptera, Drosophilidae. Bases 1 to 489 code for a protein of 162 amino acids.